AGCCCCUUCUUGCUUUCGUCUUUCUGUCUCUCCAUCUCUCCGUCUCUCCACUCUUCGUCUUUAUUUCUGUGCUCGAGCAGUCCAGCUCUCUUCACCAAGGCUUUCCUCGUCAUGACGUCAUCAUCGAAACCCUCCUUGCCACUAAGCAAAGUUCCUUCGGUGAGACAGCUUUGUGAAGAACUCGGAUUCCAACACGCAUCCCUGAAAGAUACGAACACUUUCAUGGAGGCUGCUCACGCCUGGAGAAAAUCUUACCACACGAGCUCUGGUCGCCCGGCCACACAUGUUCUUCACUGGAAUCAAUCAUCAGACCAGAUCGACCUCGAAGAAAUGGCCCAAGCAUUUCUCGACGAGAAAGGGGGGAAUGGUGAGCGAUUUUGGUCGCCUGAAAGAAGCUGGAAUCACGAUUCGGACUUACAACUUCCGGCAGACCGUGCUCGGAUUGUCGCAUUGCUCAAACAGCUCUUCUGGAAACAGAAUCGUUACGCUUUCAACAAUACGCAGUAUGGACACAAAGACUCAGAACCCAGAGAUCAAUCUAGGGAGAGCACAACUCCAGCUCGACAGAUAGAUUGUGCCAUAGAAAGAGGUGUUUCCGCGCCCCUGACCGCUUCAGCACACGCUAGAUCAGGCUCUGCGCAGGUGACGCUCAAAUCAAAGAGAACUCCAUCCAUAUAUGCAGCAGCAGCACUUGAUGAAAGGAGUCGUAAGCCACCGCCGGCGGGUAGCGCGACGACGGGAGGCAUCGGUACUUCCAAUGUCGACAUUUUUGAAGUUCCAGACGAUUCGGAUUCUAACGACGAAACUUUCUUGCACUCGCCUAAACGCCGUCACCCUCCAAGCAAUGCGGAUUCUCCCCGAAAGAAGAAGAAGUAUCACCUUGCAGAACCUUUGAGACGAACAGAUAGGAAACGAGUAAUUCGCAGCUUUCCUCACACAGUACCAAACGAUCAAAUCGAGCAACUAAUUAAGGACGAAAUCGAGGCUCGCGAUCGCACUGGAUCUUCCUCCGUUGCGGGAUCAUUUGACCAAAUCCCACCUCGGUCCACGACGAAAGAUGCAGAGACCAAUCCAGAGAACCUACUUCCUCUUGCACUGACUGUUGCAGGGCGACCUGCUCCGAUUGCCUCUAUGGUCUCUUCAGAUAUUCGCAAGAGUGCAUCACCACAAUUAAAUGCUUCCAGGGUUGCUCAAGUAACAAAUCAUCCCGAUUGGGGUCAAGAUUCAGCGCCGUCCUCACCACGGAAUGAUACUACCACUAAAGCGGUGCAACCGAAACCUUGGGAUCCAGUAUCGUCGCCACGAAUGGAACCGGUCCGUGAACGAGAAAAGCGUGGUUCAAGAACAUCACGCGGGUCGCCUUCCUCCUCAUCAGCCCAUGAGAGUGAAAUCGGCGCUCUUGCGAAGUCUACAACAACUAACGAAGCAGGGCCUAUUGGCCACUCUUCUGGGAUAGAUGAUCCAAAACUUAUUCUGUCUCCAAGGGACGCGCUUUUGCAUUCUAAAAACAGUAAAUCAGCUCUGCAUAGACCGGCUGCAAAACAGUUCUCUUCGAGCCGAGAGGCUUCACCAAGUCCAUCAGUCAAUGAUUUUGGACGCUCGGCGAAUCGACAGGAUCCACCACGCGAACUUUCUGAUGGGUUUAAAAGUCUAGCUGAUCUAUCGGAAGCGGCUCCUACAAAGCAACCCAGGCUGGAAAAGUCAUCCCAUAGCACAGAGACAGUAAGCGAUGAAAUAAAUGGCUCAACAACUGCGACAAACCGACUACAAGCGCAUGAAAGAAAAGAGGCAACGCAAGGCUCAACGACUGAACCUUCUUCGGCAAAGCCUCGCCAGAAAAUACAAAUUCCGCUGUGGAUCAUCACGAGAGAGCCUCGGUACACCGAGGAGAGAUGGGACGAUGGAAAGUUCAUGGGGACGCCUCUUCCCGCCUUCAUCGAAGGGAUUUCCAAAGUCACACAGCGGCGUCACAUCGAGAAGAUAAAGUUAACUUUGAGGGCUCCUACGUUCGACACCAAGAUCACAGUGUAUCAUGAUGCGGAGGACUCCUGGGCUUCAGCGAAGGAGACGUUCAUAGAGAAACUCCGAGAAGCGAAGGCUGAGGCUAGGGCUGGAAGGCAGACUGAGAAUGUGACAUUUAAGAUCUUGGUAGAGCCUUUUUAUGAGGAGGGAAUGCUACCCAGUGGGGGCAUAGAUGAAGAUGAGGAGGAGUACGACUUUUAGCUUGAAGGAUCCUUAGCUUGUUGAAAAUCUAUUUAUUGUUUGUAAGAAGCUGAGCAGACCUGAGCAGACCUGAGCCGAAGAUGAGUCGAGCUUGAGUCGAGCCUGAGCAGAUGUAGUGCUGUUCAUGUGAGAUAUCGGUUGAGAGAAGGAAACAUUCCGGUGGGGGAACAAGCAUAACCGAGGAAACAACGAAAAAUAUAGUCUGGAUUUCAAUGGAAUCCACAUUUCAAAACGAGUUCGUGCUGGUGG
Mollisia scopiformis is the source of this 2472-nucleotide messenger RNA. RefSeq lists its product as uncharacterized. The transcript is spliced from 4 exons. The record is from RefSeq and is a predicted model, not a curated record. Bases 112 to 2223 code for a protein of 703 amino acids. Lineage: Eukaryota; Fungi; Ascomycota; Leotiomycetes; Helotiales; Mollisiaceae.